This is a messenger RNA of Daphnia pulex (common water flea), 3143 nucleotides long. RefSeq names its product importin-13-like (gene cdm). The coding region runs from base 121 to 3075 and encodes 984 amino acids. Lineage: Eukaryota; Metazoa; Arthropoda; Branchiopoda; Diplostraca; Daphniidae. Gene Ontology annotation, biological process: protein import into nucleus. The record is from RefSeq and is a predicted model, not a curated record. The transcript is spliced from 15 exons. Gene Ontology annotation, cellular component: nuclear membrane; cytoplasm. Gene Ontology annotation, molecular function: small GTPase binding.
UUUUUAUUUGAAAUUCGUCUGCUGCAAUGUGGUGGUAAAAUCAUGGUGAAGUUGUUCUGAAUUUUUUUUAUACAAUAGCAAAAACGGAAAAAUCAACAUACUCUGAAGAAAUAUCUCAUCAUGGAGUUAACUGUCGAAAAUUUAGAGAAAGCCGUUAGUCAUUUUUAUCAAAAUUCGGCCACACAGUCUCAACUUAACUUGUGGUUGACUGCUGCCCAGUCAUCGGCUCAAGCAUGGAUAUUCGGAUGGCAACUUCUUGAUCAGUCAAAACCGGUGGAGGUGCAGUACUUUGGAGCUAGCUCAUUGCAGAUAAAAAUCUCUAGAUUUUGGCAAGAAAUUCCAGCUGACAAUUAUGCAGCUUUCAGAGAAAAACUAAUCGAUGCUGUUAUGUUUUAUGCAAAUGGACCCAAAAUUGUACUAACUAGAUUAUGCCUUGCACUGUCAUCCAUGAUUUUGCACUCUAUUCCUGAUCAAUGGACUAGUCCUUUGAGCGAUUUCAUAUCAAUAUUGCAACGUGCCAGUGGAGGUAGCCAACUAAAACCACAACAUGUAAAUCUAUUGUUAGAGAUAUUGACUGUUCUUCCGGAAGAGUUUCAAAGUAUGCGAUUAGCACAUGAAAGAAAAAUUGCUAUCAGAGGAGAACUACUUAAAGCAGUUAAAGAUGUACUGCCAAUUUUACGUGAAGUUAUUUGCCGUGGAAUUCAUCGUGAAACACCGGUUUCUUCAGAUGACGAAUCAACUUCUCAAUCCGGCAUUAAGUGUUUUUCGUCGUGGAUUCAACAUGGAGUUGGAGUCGGCUUAGACGAAAGCCUCCAUUUGGUAGAACCUUUAUUGGCAGCGGCCCGUAAUCCCAAUAUGACAGAAACAUCACUGGAAGCAUUAACUCAUCUACUGAAUCACCCUGAAACUCACCGUUAUCCAAAUUUGCUCAUGGACAUGCUGAACCAGCUGCUCUCGCUUCAAGACCAUAUUCAGCUGUUGAGACGUGAAGGAGACUUGGAGGGUGCAGCUCACAUCUAUGCUACGCUUGCGGCUUUUGGCGAGAGCCACUCUCGUCUUCUGUUGGAUGCAGUUCUAGAAGACGGAUUAAAGAAGGAGAAUGUUCUUCAACUGAUACAAAUCAUGUUGGAGAGCACCGGAACUCCUGGUCGAUAUCCUCUAGACGAGAACUGCAGUCACUUGGCUUUUAGUUUCUGGUACAUUCUUCAAGAUGAUAUUUGUACUUCACCUGUUGACAAACAAAAAAUCUAUCAGUCAUUAUUUGGUCCCGCGUACUUGACUCUGGUCGAUAUUUUGAUGACCAAAUCAAUGAUAGCAAUUGAUCAGUCGGAUUGGACCCCUGACGAUAAGGAAACUUUUCGGUGUUAUCGACAGGAUAUUGCUGAUACGCUAGCUUAUUGCUACAAGUUUUUGAGAUCCGCAAUGAUGGAACGUUUGGCCUCUCACCUGGCCUCAACCGUGUCUCAAUGUAAUCAGAAUCCCAAUGAGUGGCCUCCAUUGGAGGCAUGUCUGCAUGCUUUAAAAGCGGUCGCUGAGAAUGUUGAAGCGGAAGCAGAUCUGCUCGUACCUCAGAUACUGAGUUUGUUCGGCAGUAUUCCAUACGGUUCCGGUCAUCGCUACGUCGUUAACACGGCCCUUGAGACCCUAGGUGCUUACGCUGAAUGGUUGAGUGCACACCCCACCUACUUGGGCCACGUACUACCUAUUCUUCUUUUUGGGCUUAAUAACCCCGACGCUGCCCCGGCAGCAACUUUAGCCCUUAAGGACAUUACGCGAGAUUGUCAAAUUGGUAUUCGGCCGUAUGCCGAAGCAUUAUUGCAAGGUGCUGAACAAGCUCUGCGCCUCGAUGAUCUCAAAGAUAGUGAAAAGAUUCGUUUGAUGUAUAUUUUAGGGAAAGUGUUAUCGAUUCUUCCUCUGGAUAUGAUAGUGGCCAGUUUGAAUCGUGUAGUAGGUCCGUGUGUGGAGGAAUUACGAGCUCUAUGCACUACCCGUGAACCGGACGCCACUACAAAAAUUGUUCUUAUUACUCGGCUUAAAAUGAUUGCCACUUUAUGCACUACUCUUGAUUUGAGAAUCUCUAGUGGAGAUGAUUCUGAAGCUGACGAAUCCACUACUCGACAGGUUUUAGCAAUCCAGCAACAGCCCGUCCUAUUGAUUGCACAACAGCUGCUACCUUUUUUGAAAGGUGUUGUUGAUCACUGGGGUUCCGAUGAACAGAUUUCAGAGUCCAUUUGCUUGGUUGUCAAACAUACCGUCUCGACGUUAAUGGAAGAAUCAUUAUCUUUUUUGCCAGAAUUGGCAGCUGUGAUAGUCCAAUGUCACCGGUUAUCACCGCAAGCAGCUACAUUGGACGUGGCCAAAAUGAUCAUUUUGAUUUUUAGCCAGACCUCGAACGACGCUCAGCAGCUUAUUAGUGCCUUUCUCUCGGAGAUCAUAGGAACUACGUUGCAAGUUUGCGGAGUGGACUGCAACACAUUGACACUUGAUGGAGUUCCAUCGAUUGAUGUUGCCCGCCUCGCUGAUAACAAUGAGGUCUUGGGUAGUUUUCUCGGUCUACUAACUCAAAUCAUUAGGAAGAAUCCCAAACUAUUGAUUGGUUCGUCUUACCCUUUGCCAUCACUUUUUUAUUGUGGUAUCGCCGGUUUGACGAGACCAGAAUCACCAGUCCUCAAAGCAUCUACUCAAUUUUUGGUCCACUUCAUCACACAAAGCAGAGAGAAUCCCGAGUUGGUAUCUGUCGUGCAAAAUCAAGGCCUACUACUGGUUACUCAACUUUUAAGCUGCAUAGGAGGGGAAUCUCCUCGAGCUCUUGUGGAGCACACGGCCGAUGUUAUUUUGGCCCUUAACAAGAAAUACUUCGACAGUCUUUGUCGAUGGAUGAGUGCAUCGCUUGGUCGUGAACGUUUUCCAUCGGCCCUUGUCAACCAAAUUCAAAAGGAAAAUUUUUGCCGGUCUAUCCUUAAGGAAAAAUCUAACAAGAGAAGACUGCAAGACAUUGUAAGAGAGUUCUCGCUACAAUGCCGAGGACUUGAUGGUACUGAGUACUCGGAACAGACAAAUCGAUUACUUCCUUGAAAUUUUAUAAACAAUUUGAUGUAAUUUGUAUAUCUUUCUCGUCAUUACAAAUCCGCUCGAAAUAUCAA